AUGCUGGUGAGGCCACACCCACUAGUGAAGGUAUAAAUUGGGAGGUCUGGCCAUCAGCAUCACCCCUGCCCUCACCAUGAAGCUCAGUGGCCUCUUCCCCUUUAUGCUUCUUGCCCUGGGAACUCUGGCACUUUGGGCUGUGGAAGGUGCUGAAAAUGCUUUGAAAGCUGGGGCCUGCCCUCCUAGAAAAACUACCCAGUGCUUUGGAGAUGAGAAACCCAAGUGCAGUAGUGACUGGCAGUGUCCACACAAGAAGAAAUGUUGCCUUGACACUUGCGGAACCGAAUGCCUGGACCCUGUCAAUGUCACAAACCCAGUUAAGAAGAAGCCUGGGACGUGUCCAUUGGUCCAUGGCCAAUGUCUGAUGCUUAAACCCCUCAAUCACUGUGAGACAGACAACCAGUGCGUAGGUACAUUAAAGUGCUGCAAGGCUUUGUGUGGGAAAGUCUGCAUUUCCCCUGUGAAAGCCUGAUUGCUGCCAUUUGGGAGAGUCUCUGGAUUCCUACUCUGUGUGGUGUGGGAAUUCCAUUUCUACGCCCAGUCUUGGAUCACUCCUUGGCAAGACUUGGUUCUAACACCAAUAUCUUCUUUGCAGAAGAAGCCAACAAAUGCCUGUUGACUUAUCAAUAAAAAAAUGAGCAUGUUUCUCUCUGUA
Messenger RNA from Bubalus bubalis (water buffalo), 655 nucleotides. RefSeq names its product antileukoproteinase. Gene Ontology annotation, molecular function: peptidase inhibitor activity. The record is from RefSeq and is a predicted model, not a curated record. Gene Ontology annotation, biological process: innate immune response; antibacterial humoral response. Gene Ontology annotation, cellular component: extracellular region. The transcript is spliced from 4 exons. Lineage: Eukaryota; Metazoa; Chordata; Mammalia; Artiodactyla; Bovidae. Bases 77 to 472 code for a protein of 131 amino acids.